Molecule: messenger RNA, 1602 nt
Organism: Ananas comosus (pineapple)
Lineage: Eukaryota; Viridiplantae; Streptophyta; Magnoliopsida; Poales; Bromeliaceae
Exons: 3
Coding region: 175-954 (259 amino acids)
Source: RefSeq, a predicted model, not a curated record
AAGAAAAACUCCCCCUUACUUUUUCUUUGGUCUCUCUUCUACUUCUUCCAAGAAGGAGCCCCCUUCCCUUCCCAUCCCUCCUCUCUCUUUCCUUGCACUGCGGCCGUCCUCCAGCGGCCGCCGCCCUCAAUGUGUAUCACUACCAUUGCCUAAAGGAGGAGGAGAUAGGGAAGAAUGAUGAAGAACAAUAAUAUUAAGGAGAAUGAGCUGCUAACUUUGUCAUCCUCAUCUUCGUCCUUGGAAAGCGAGGGAAAGGAGGAAGAAGGGGAGGUGAUGAUUGAGGAGCCACCACCCACAUGGACUGCUACAAGCAACAUUGUAGGCAGCAUGAUUGGCAACCGCAAGAGGUUGUUAUCAAAGCAAUUAUCUAUGAAAGAGACGACGAGGGAGGCUAAGUGGGAGAAGCGACGAAGGCAGAUAAUGCAAAGGAGGCACAUGAUGGUGUCCACAGAGGAAGAAGAAGAAGAAGAAGAAGACGAAGCAGAAGAAGAAGGCAACAUGGAGGUAGAGCAACAGAGAAACGAUAGGAGGAGCCAAUGCCGAAAGAGUAGGCUGAGUGGACGGGUGAGGAGCCUAACAGAUGAGGACCUCGACGAACUGAGAGGAUCAAUUGAGCUAGGGUUUGGGUUCAACGAGGAGGAUGGAGGUCAGUAUCUAUGUGACACCCUCCCAGCCCUCGACCUUUACUUUGCCGUCAAUCGUCAAUUCUCCGACCCGAAAAUCAGAUACUCUCCGAGCCCCAUCUCCACCCCAACUGCCACCUCUUCAGCCUCGACUCUUUUUGGCACUUCGAGCCCUCAAAGCCCUACUGAGGAGCAACUGCAACAACAACAGCAAUCCUUGCAGGCUGAUAGUUGGAAAAUUUUUAGCCCAGGAGAUAACCCACAGCAUGUAAAGACUAGGCUGAGGCAUUGGGCGCAAGCCGUGGCUUGUUCGGUGAGGCAAUGCUGCUAAUUAGGAGCCUACUCCACAUAUAAUUGAACUUUUGCUGCUGAGGAGAUGAGGCAUGUCUUCUUUUGCCUAUUGCAUAUCCAUAUCGUUCUAUAUGCAUACCCAUCUUACUUUGUAUAUACUCACCUAGCCUCGUUGUUUUUUCCUCCCAUCCCAUUGAGUCACCUAUUUUCUCCCUUUUCUUCUUCUGUGUCCCUUCUAUGUGUUGCUGUCGUCAUCAUCCUCAUUGUCAUCAUCAUCUAAUUCUUCUUUAUUAUGCCUAGCAAUAGUAUAAACUGUGCCUGAAAAAAUGAAUAGGAGGAGGACGUGCCCAUUCCGAAAAUGCAAAGAUUUUAGCUGUUCUACUUAGGAAUGUCUGUAUGGAAUGGAAAGCCAGCAGACGAGAGAGAGAGAGAGAGAGAGAGAGAGAGAGAGAGAAAGAGAUUCAAGGGGCGUCGCAUCAACGCAUCAAUGCCUACAGGUAGUUUCAAAUGGCCAUUGUAUGUCAAGCAAUGUGGCAUUAACAGAAGCAGCAGAAAGUGCGAAGACGGGUACAUUGACAAAAAUAUAUGUUGCAUCCAUAAUGAGGGGUACUAAAUGAUUGUUCUUCAUGUGUUUCCUUUUGUUAUAAUGAUGUAUGAAUCAUACUGCUGGACUUGAUUUGACUAUAGC